This is a messenger RNA of Leptinotarsa decemlineata (Colorado potato beetle), 2054 nucleotides long. RefSeq lists its product as uncharacterized. Gene Ontology annotation, molecular function: RNA polymerase II cis-regulatory region sequence-specific DNA binding; DNA-binding transcription factor activity, RNA polymerase II-specific. Gene Ontology annotation, biological process: regulation of transcription by RNA polymerase II. Lineage: Eukaryota; Metazoa; Arthropoda; Insecta; Coleoptera; Chrysomelidae. The record is from RefSeq and is a predicted model, not a curated record.
CCUUUAACUUAUCACUGGAGUAGGGUUAUGUUAUUGUUAUGAUGUUUUUCUUGGAAAUAUUUUUGUAAGACAAUAUUUCUGAUUUCAUAAUGGAUACAGAAGAAUUUGAAAGAAGUCAAAUCAAAUUAGAAAUCGUCUGCAACGAUUAUACCGGAGCCUCUGAAACAGACGAAUUUUUAAGGUUCAGUUCACGGGGGCAAAAUGAUAUAGAUGUUUCUAGUACUCCCCGUUUGCAUCACCGUGAGCAGACUAAUGGAAAGUCCAUGUUCAAUCUGGAAAAUUUAUACGAUAGGGAUAUGAAACCAAUAAAAGAAGAAAAGGAAGACGUUUCUUUUAACUUAUUGAAUUUAAAAAUGGAAAAUAUUGAAGUUGAAAACAGUUUAGUGAAAUCUGACUUUUGUAUAGUGUGUAACGGAAAAUUCAAUGACGAAAUAGAUGUCACUGGUGACAUUGAUGGAUAUCAAUGUUUUUGCCAAGAAUACCAGGAGUCAAAACCGGAUUAUAUAAAUCAUGAGGAUAUAUUAAAGGAAUGUGGCCUUAAAGAAGAUCCUGGAGUUAUUCGUUGUGAAAAAACAGAAGAUAAAAUAACUGAAAAAAAGGAACAUGAUAUUUUGAGGAAAAACACAUUAUCAAUAGUUAAUCAAAAGGAAUUUGCUAUCAAAAAUGUGAAACGUGAGGCGUUAUAUGAAAGAGAAAGAAGCAGUAAAUCAUUCAAAUCAGAAUUUUCUGUGAAUUCAGUUGAAGAAAAUAAUGAUUAUGAAGAAUACAAAAUUUGCUCAGAAUAUUCGAAAGAAAAAGGAAAUGAAGGAACUCAUAAUGAGAAAAAACCAUCCCAAUGUAAAUUAUGCUCCAAAGCUUUUAGUCAUAAUUAUCUUUUGAAAAGGCAUGAAAGAAGUCAUACAGGGGAAAAACCAUUCCAGUGUAAAAUCUGCUCCAAAGCUUUCAGUCAAAAUUGUCUUUUGAAAAGGCAUGAAAGAAGUCAUACAGGGGAAAAACCGUUUAAGUGUAAAACCUGUCCCAUGUCAUUUAUUUCAAGUAGUAAUUUGAAAAGACAUGAAAUAAGUCAUAUUGGUGAAAAAUCGUUUCAUUGCAGAACCUGCCCAAAGUCAUUUGCUACAAAUUGUAGUUUGCAAAGGCAUGAAACAACUCACAGUGGGGAGAAACCAUUCCAGUGUAAAAUCUGCUUAAUGUCAUUUGUUUCAAGUAGCAAUUUGAAAAGACAUGAAAUAAGUCACACCGGAAUAAAACCAUUUCAAUGUAAAACCUGCUUAAAGUCGUUCAUUAUAAGUAAUCAUUUGAAAAACCAUGAAAAAAAUCAUACUGGUGAAAGACCGUUCAAGUGUAAAAUCUGUUCUAAGUCAUUCACCCAAAAUUAUAUAUUGAAAUCUCAUGAAAAAAUUCAUUCUGGAGAAAAACCCUUUCAAUGUGACAUCUGCUUAAAGUCAUUCAUUAAGAAUAGUUGUUUGAAAAAACAUGAAAUAACUCAUACUGGAGAGAAACGGUUUCAAUGUAAAAUUUGUGCAAAAAAAUUCUCUCAAAAUUAUCAUUUGAAAACCCAUGAAAAAAUUCAUUCUAGGUAAAAAACCAAGCCUACCCAAUUUUGAGUAAAGAAAAUACACAAGCCUAGAGCACAUUCUGUGUUCUUUAUCUUCAAUAUUUUCUAAUUGUUACCCUUGAACAGCUGUCAUUGACUAGCACUAAUGUUCGAAACAUAAUUAGAGUCAAAAUAACAGCUUAGAUUUUGUUUCUUCUGAUUACUACAUUUUUUGGGAAUCAUCAAUUUCAAUGAACUCUGCUAGAACUUAUCGUUUCCUAUUUUUUAUUUGCACUCAAAUUUUCAUUUAAAAUGUACAUAAUAUGUUUUAUCUAUAUAACAUAUAUAUUCAUAUACUUUUUUAACAGUUCUUUGUCUCUUUUAUAUACAUAACAUUUGAAUAAGCUUAUAGUUAUAUUGUUUGUACUGUGUUCGGUUAAAACUUUUGGAAAUACACUGUUAAAUUUUUUAUCUUGUCUGAUACUGACUGAUACCGUUGAAAAUACAACUGUAAAAAAUA